AUGAAAUUUGAAAAAUCCGGGUACAUAAUUGAAGUUCUAUCAGUACCUUAUGUUAAACCUAAAAAAGAUGCAGUUGAUAAAGUUAGAAAUUUAUUAGUUUCGAAAUCACCAAAACAUUUUAAAAUAAAUCAUGAAACUUUAAACAGUUUUUUUGAAGAUAAGAAAUAUAAUAAGUUACUUAGUGUUUACGAAGAAUUCCCCAAACCUUUGAAAGAACUUACAUUAAACCAUAAAUGUAUUGCAAUGAGAUGGAGAAGAGUUAAUGAAUCAGAAAACUCAUUACCAAUGAAAAUAUGUCAAGUUGAACUUUAUUCAGUACCUGGGCCAUAUGGUUUUAAGGAUGGUUUGAUCAAAAUAUUAUCAGAUUUAAUCGAAAAUUUCCAAAGUGAUAUACCUACUUUUUUAAAUACUGAAGUAUUUGGUAAUGGAUUAGAUAUGAUCAAAGAAAAUAAGAUAUUAAUGAAUCUUUUCCAAUAUGAAAGCCCAGGUGAUCCGUUACCCUUGAGAAUCAUUUUAGAGAGUUUACUCACUUACUUUAUGUCAAAUGAAUAUGAAACUCGUGGUUCAUCAUAUAAUCAUGGUUCAUCAUAUAAUCAUAUAGUGAAAGCAUAUGAAUUCAAUCAUCAAGAUCAACUCAAGUUUAUGGUAAUAUGGGGUGAAAAGCUAACCAAAAAGACUUCUAAGCUUAUGUUGGAACAAUUGAAUUAUAUAAUUACAAAUGAUGCAUUAUCUGAAACUCCAAAUGAUAGUAUAAUUGCAUUGAUUCCUGGUUAUCUGAAUUAUAAUAUUUCAGGUAAUAAUGAAGAACUUCCACCAAGUUAUGGUUCAAGUGUUGGGUAA
Molecule: messenger RNA, 840 nt
Organism: Hansenula ciferrii
Lineage: Eukaryota; Fungi; Ascomycota; Saccharomycetes; Phaffomycetales; Wickerhamomycetaceae
Exons: 1
Coding region: 1-840 (279 amino acids)
Source: RefSeq, a predicted model, not a curated record